ACGUUCAACAGAAGCCUAGUUUAUGUGUAUCAGAUAAUUAUAGUAACGAGUGUUUCAUUUUAUUGUUCAUACAAUUUAUUUGAUAAUUACAACCAUUUAUAUUUUAAAACUGUGAAUCUUACUAGUUUUACAUUUCAAUUAGUGUUAUUAGAUGUGCUACUUGUGCGGUGUAAUUUUCACAUCGAUUGUUAAACGUUACCGAUCACAUAACGUACAAAAGAUCUGACCAUCACCAUGAGUAACGGCAACUACUUCAAUCAAUCCCUAAGGACAGUACCAGAUUUGGUAGCUAACAUGGCAGCGGAAAAUGUCAAGCUGCAAUAUUCUCGGCACAAUGGCAACGGAGUUGGAAAUGCCAAGUAUUACAAAACUUAUCAGACCCCGUACGUUCCCCAAAUGCAUGGCAAUUUCAACCAGAGGCAGCGCUUCGCCCCUUAUCCGAAUCGCCACCCAUCGCAGUGCACCAAUCAGAGCAACCAUUUGGUUCCGACCUCCUCAAAUGUCAACUUCGGAAUAAACGGAGGUGGAGGGACUGCCAAUAAAUCGUUGAACUCGUCUCUGAACAGCAGCGGUUCAGAUUCUGGCAAGAAUACCACGUUUUACAGCUCCAGCAGCUCAGGCAGUUCAAGCAACAUAAGUCAGUGCAGUAAUAGUAGCACUAACAGUAGUAGCGGGGCUGGAAGUUCGUAUAACUAUUCCUACGGUGGCGCCAUGCAGUCAUCUGUAGAUCAGAAGGAAAUGGUUGUGCUUCAAAUCAGCAAUCUAGAUCCAUCGAUUGAGGAACACAAAAUGCAUCAAUAUUUGCUAUGCCAGCUGAAAUCAAUUACGCCCGUUUUGUCGUUGACAAUCGAAAGCCCUUCGCUGGCGAAGGUAAAGGUUCCAUCAACACAGUUCGCCAAGCUGGUCGUAGCAAAUCUACAUCGCAAAAAGAUUGGUCACAAACGUAUGGUCGUUUCAUACAUCAAAGACCCAUCUUCGGCCGAGUCCUCAGCACUUCGUUGUCAAGUAGCCGGUCUCCUAAAGGACGUACCAUAUUACAGUCUGCCGAUAAACAAGUUCCGCGAGCUGUUCCAAUCCCGCUUCAAAUCUUCGAUCAGUGUCCUGGAUCUAUAUCGCAUGCCGGACGUAUGCACCAUCACACUGGACAAGAACGAAGAAAAGUACAUCAGCCUGCAACCGGAUGUGAUCAAUUCGCUACAGAACAAUCCGCUGGUUGAGUCAUCCCAGCACAGUGUUCCGUACUGUAUUUAUCACUUCAAGCAGGAGAAGGAGAAAGGUUGGGCCGAACAGGAAAUUGAACCUCUACCGAACGUGAUGAUGAGCAUCAGUCAGCUGCAGUCGGUGAUAUAUUCUUUGCUGAAGACGCACAAGGAUGACAUCCCGGUAGCCAGCAUUCUGUACUGCAUCGAGAACGAACUGCAGAUCAAAGUGGUACAUAACGAGAAUGGCGUCCCGUUGGAACAUCUGCUUUGUAGUAUCCGAGGAGUGCAGAUUACGAACAACAACUUUGGUAUAAAAGUGCUUACCUGGUUAGAUCACGAACUUAAUUCUACGAAGGAUAAUGAUGAUGCCUCUUCGGUUAACCUGCGGUAUAUGCCCAAAAGCCCUAACAAUGACUUCCUGCAGCAAAUUUCCCGUGAAGUGGUAGAGCUCAUAAAGAUGUCACCGAAGUCGACCAUGAAAUUCACACGAUUCAUUCCGGCCUAUCACAAUCACUUCGGGAAGCAAUGCCGCGUUGCCGACUAUGGGUACACUCGCCUGAUAGAGCUCUUCGAGGCCCUUUCUCCGGUGGUUCAAGUGAUGGGUGAUGGCGAAAAUCGCCACAUCACGCUGACUCAUCGGACCCAGAUCCGGCGGUUUACCUGUGACUUGCUGAAAAUUUUACGCGGCCAGACGAACAAAUCCAUUCUGCUCUCGCAGUUGCCAAUCAUCUUCUCGCAGGCCCAAAAUAGAAUCUUUGACGUUACCGACUACGGUGUGUGCGAUAUUUUCGACAUCAUCGAUGGGCUGGUGUACAACAAUUCGAUAGUGACGAAGGUGUACAACGAGACGGAUGUUUUGAUUUCCAUGGUCAAGCGGAAACAGUCUCCAACCGAGGUGGAGAAAACGUGCAUCUUCGCUGGGGAGGUGGUGGAGCUGUUCAAGAAUGCGCCUCAGUAUUCGAUACUGUUCAAGAAGUUCGUCCGCUCGUAUCACUAUCACUUUGGGUACCAGUGUCGUUUAAGUGAUUAUGGGCUGAUGAAGCUGGCCGACCUGCUGGAAGCCAUUUCCGGAAUAGUUGAGAUGGAGCAAUCAAAUGAUGAAGAUCGUAAAAUCUAUCUCAACCAUAGAGUGGCUAUUCGAAUUUUCGCAGAGCAAGUUCAGGAUAUAGUUAAACACUUUUCGGGAACCAGCGCAUCUAUGAUUCUUAUGAGUGAAAUACUGAACUACCACAAAAACAAGUACGGAUAUCAAAUUCAACCGUACAGUCUUGGCUACUGCAAUAUGUUCGAUGCUAUCAAAGCGCUUCCAUACAUGGAAAUAUUUGAAUCGGGCAACGAUUUGAUUGUGGUAUCACGUUUGGACGAUCCGGCCUUCCGACUGCGUUCCUAUGCGGUCUGCCUGUGCCUGUUGGACUCUGGCAAAGAACGUAUGUCUAUCAGUGACUUUCUGCGCAGUUACCUGACCAAAUUUAAGGAAAAUUUAACCGAGCGGCAAAUGUACGAUAUGAAACAUGCCAUAACGAUUGAACUAGAUAAAGGGACCCAAAGUGUGACGAUGACACCGCUGAUGAGAUUCGUUUUCCGUAUCAUACAGGUGCUCAAGCAGAAGAGUCCGAUGAAUGUGUUUGAUUUAAAGCAGGCUCUAAACUUAUCAAUUUCAUCCUGUUUCGAGUUUGGUUAUCCAAACAUUUCAUCGCUCAUCGGUGCUUUUCCGGACAUUUUCACCACCAACAGCUAUUUCCACGAGCGAGCCGACGUCGAGCUGAACCGUGACUGCAUUUUGAGCAAGGCUUGCUUCAAUAGCGAGGAAAAUACGACCCCAGCAGCGAUCUCGUCGACCGCCAACAACACCGCCAACACCACCCCAACUAAGACCAAAGUGCUCGCUGACGAUAAUAAAUUUUCCCACGUGUCGAUGACUAAUGAUUUCAGAAAUUUGUUCUACAGUCGCCAAGAAGUCAUGGCACAGCAUCAUUUGUUACAGCGCCAACAACAACAGCAGCAACAGCAACAACAACAACAACAACAAUAUCAGCAGCAGCUCCAAAAACCGCUCCAACCCCUGCAGCAGUCUCAACAGGGGAACCAACCGCAGCCGACACCAUUCUACCCAAAUAAUCGCUUCAACACCUCUAUGCUGAACGCUAACUACGGCAUUACAGGUAUUUCUUCCUCUGUCCCGGCUUUAUCGUCAACUGUUGGCCCAGCUGCGACCGUGAAUACCGAAAUGUUGGCCACUCUUAAUCAGACCAUGAUUAUGAAAAACCAAAAUAAGGAAAACCUUUAUCACGGUUACGGUGGCAUGGCGCUUCAGCAGCACCAGAUUCAACAGAUGCUACAGCAGCGACAAUUGCAACAGCAGCAGCAGCAGCAACUUCUGGCUUCCCAAACCAAGUACGCUUCAUACGGUAUGAGCUUGGGUGCAUCGAGUGCUAAUGCAGCUGCUACGAUAACGACCACGAAUUCCUCCGCAGCUGGGCAGGUCAUGGGGUCCUCAAUGGGUAGCAGCAUGUUGACAAGCACAACAGAAGCUGGGGCCUCGCAAAGCUCCGCAAACAAACUAUACGAACGCAGACAACAAAAUACUUCAUCAUUGGAAUUACAAUAUCUCAAUUGUAACAGUUUUGGAUACGGACUAUUGUCGGAGUUCUACGAGCCACCCAAGCCGGACACGCCACCAUCGAGGAAUAUCCCAUACUGGAUUGACCCGAUCUGGUCCAACGAUCCGCUCAGCACCGAAAAAGAACCGUCAGCAUCUUCAACCGAACAGCUUCUCAACAUUCCACUACCAGAGCUGAAGACGUACAACAAACUGCCCAUCAUACUGACCCCGUACGUCCUGUCGUCCCUGUCGAAGAACCCGUCCUUUUCCUUCGAUUUCGAUAAAUCUAAACAGAUUUAAACCCCUACGGAUGACGGCCCUAUCGGUGUGCGCUUACGAAAAGGAAAAAGGACCUGCCGGCAGCCAAAGGACACGUCCAGCAGCCACCCGUCACUCUCGGUCUGUUCUCACUUUACCACUUAAUAAUAAUCGUUACUUUUUAUGACACGUUGAACGUUUCGUCACCCUUAACCGUGUAGUACCUAAAUACGAGUCGUCGAUUUAUGAUUCGUUAGAUUGUAUAUUCUUUUCGAUCCCUCAAAUGUGUGUUUAUUAAAUGAUACAAUUGAUGUUAUUAGAAGAUAAGAAAUAUUUCAACUGAAUCGGGAAAAGAUAGAAGCCCGAGCUUUUGAAAUUAAAGGUUCUGGAAAAUGUUUUAUCGAACUAUAUUGUAUUGAGCAUAAUCAUAGAGUGGAGUAUGUGUGUUUCCAGUUAGUUAUUUAUGGAGUCACAAAUGUUAAUUAUCCUUUGCUAUGGGGAGAAAAAAAAUUGGACAUUUUAGUUUUUGAUGUUAGUGCAUGCUCAGUGAAAUUCUACUGAUUACGUUUUUAGGCUCCUAGAAGACAAUUCAGUGUAUGUUAAAUGUGUAGAUGUAUUAAAAAUUGUGGAUUCCAUUAUUGUGCACAUUAGUUUCUUAUGAUUUGUAAACAUUUCGAAGAACAUGAUUAUAUUGCAUGCAAUUAUA
This is a messenger RNA of Armigeres subalbatus, 4768 nucleotides long. RefSeq names its product meiosis regulator and mRNA stability factor 1-like. Gene Ontology annotation, biological process: regulation of transcription by RNA polymerase II. The record is from RefSeq and is a predicted model, not a curated record. Bases 235 to 4104 code for a protein of 1289 amino acids. The transcript has 11 exons. Lineage: Eukaryota; Metazoa; Arthropoda; Insecta; Diptera; Culicidae. Gene Ontology annotation, molecular function: DNA-binding transcription factor activity, RNA polymerase II-specific; RNA polymerase II transcription regulatory region sequence-specific DNA binding. Gene Ontology annotation, cellular component: nucleus.